UCAUAAUUUAAUUUAACUACUCAAGACAACCAUAAACUGUCUGUGUAAAUUGUUCGUAAUAAUGGUUUACAUUUAUUGAUGAUAUGACGAGAUAAUAUUUUGCCUUUUGUAGGAUAUUACAAAAUCACAAUUCAAAUGAGUCAACGAGCACCAAAGAAGUAUCCGGCUACCAUUAAACCGGAGGAUCAAAAAGGACAGAAGGACAGGGUAGACCCAAACCAGCUGACCGAGGAACAAAUAGCAGAGCUGAAGGAGGCAUUCUCGCUGUUCGACAAGGACGGUGACGGGGAUAUCUCCACCAAGGAACUGGGGACGGUGAUGCGAUCGUUGGGACAGAACCCAAGCGACCAGGAGCUGGAAGACAUGAUACGGGAGGUCGACACUGACGGUAACGGUUCGAUAGAGUUCGACGAGUUCCUGCAGAUGAUGGCGCGGAAGAUGAAGGAGACAGACACGGAGGAGGAGAUCAAAGAAGCCUUCAAGAUAUUCGACAAGGACGGAGAUGGUCUCAUAUCGCCCGCAGAGUUACGUGGCGUGAUGACUAACCUGGGCGAGAAGCUAACAGACGAGGAGGUGGAGGAGAUGAUGAAAGAGGCGGACCUGGACGGGGACAACAUGAUCAGCUACGACGAGUUCGUGAAAAUGAUGAAUAAAUGAUCAAUGGGUCCCACUUUACUAGUAUAAAGUGCCAAAUAUUGGUCAACUACCGGUGCUCGAAGAAUCGAACAUUUAGUUAAUACCGAGAUAACUUGCUCUACAUUCCGGUGUGUACCCUGUAGAUUCUUAUCGGAAAAGUGCUGUAUGUCUUAUAAAUGUUGUUGGAUCUUUUACAUUAAUUUUUCAUUUUAAACUCGUGUGUUUUUCCGCUAAAAAUACAUAAAAUAACAGAGACCGCACCCCUCUUCACCCUGGUAGCAAAUUCUAUAAUAAGUCUGUGUUUAUCAGAACUCGUUAUAGUUCAUAUACUAGACGACCCGAUGUGCAAAUUGUACAUAGCAAUUCCUUUCGACGACGGUGUACAUACAAAUAAAUUAAUUUGAAAUAUGUGCAAAUGUAUAUAAUAAGUGUAUAUUAUAAUAUGACUUUGGGACGUUUAACAUUCUUUCAGGGUGAAAGUGUUUUAUGCUGUUUUACUAUUUGACGUUUAAAAGUAAUGCACUUAUACUAGUUUACAUUUACAUGUAAUCGGGAAAUAAGGCUAAGCCUUGUUAUCGAGAUAUCUCAUUCCCACUUCCUCGGCCGCCAUACACGGUUUGAUAUAUUAUUAAUAGUUUUCUGAUAAUCGCCCAUAAUGUUUCUUACAACACGAUAAUUGUGAUAAUUACGUUUAUGAUAGAAUGAAUGACUGUAUUUAACGUCAUUUUAAAGAGAUACGCUCAUAUGUAAUUUAAUAACUCUUCGUGAAAGAAACAAACAAUUGCAACUUAUGUAAAAAAAAAGACGAAUGUAGUGUCAGUUUAAUGUAAGUUUUAGCAUGGUCCUUCUGAUAUACAACCAUGAUAUUAAAUAUGUCUUUAUUUGCAUAUGAUAUUCAAUACGCAAUUAUAAGCAUUUGGUCUAAAUUCAUGUGUGGUUGCCAUUUUGCACACCACUAUCAUUAUGUGUUUUUAUUAAAUCAGUGAUAAUAUGUUAUGUAUGUAUUGUGUGUAUACUUGAUUGUUUGCU
Messenger RNA from Dreissena polymorpha, 1665 nucleotides. Its product is annotated as calmodulin-A-like. The transcript has 7 exons. Gene Ontology annotation, molecular function: enzyme regulator activity; calcium ion binding. The record is from RefSeq and is a predicted model, not a curated record. NCBI's taxonomy places the organism in Eukaryota, Metazoa, Mollusca, Bivalvia, Myida, Dreissenidae. Bases 136 to 657 code for a protein of 173 amino acids.